AAUGACAAAUCAUACAUGUAAACAAACUUCGACGGAUUUUCAAACCCGAUGGUCAUCGAAACGUUCCAAAACUCCCAACUACUCUGCUACUGACAUGGACGUGUUGGAUACCUACUACAACAAGGAUGAAUACGUCGAAACGGCCUCCGGAAACAAAGUCAGCCGACAGACCAUACUUUGUGGGUCUCAAAAUAUAGUCCUGCAUGGUAAAGUGAUUGUCCAAAGUGGAGCUAUAAUUCGCGGUGAUCUGGCCGCUGUUAGAACUGGCCGAUACUGUGUGAUAUCGAAAGGAUCAGUUGUGCGACCACCAUACAAACAGUUCAGCAAAGGUGUAGCAUUCUUUCCGCUACAGAUCGGAGAUCAUGUCUUUAUUGGCGAGGGGGCUAUUGUUUCUGCUGCCUCCAUAGGGUCGUACGUUUACAUUGGCAAGGAUGCUGUCGUCGGUCGUAGGUGCGUUCUUAAGGAUAAUUGCAUUAUCGAGGAUGGAGCCAUUUUGCCUCCGGAAACGACACUGGCAAGCUACAUGCGAUAUACGGCCGAGGGUAAAAUUGAAGGAGGUCAAGGAAAUCCCGAUUUCGUUCCACAUUCAAUGCAAGAUUUGAUGGUCGAGUACACUAAAUCGUAUUAUGAACAUUUCAUUCCGGCGUCCGGUGCUUAGAAUUACUAAUGCUUUUACUUCUAACCAGUAUCUUAUUUAUCAAAAAAAACAUUGAUUACAUCGUA
Molecule: messenger RNA, 723 nt
Organism: Topomyia yanbarensis
Lineage: Eukaryota; Metazoa; Arthropoda; Insecta; Diptera; Culicidae
Gene: DCTN5-p25
Product: dynactin subunit 5
Exons: 2
Coding region: 2-658 (218 amino acids)
Source: RefSeq, a predicted model, not a curated record